Molecule: messenger RNA, 1647 nt
Organism: Xenopus tropicalis (tropical clawed frog)
Lineage: Eukaryota; Metazoa; Chordata; Amphibia; Anura; Pipidae
Gene: commd6
Product: COMM domain containing 6
Cellular component (GO): nucleus; cytoplasm
Source: RefSeq, marked validated
CGGAAGCGCUCCUCAGCUGCCGGGACUGAAUGGCUGCUCACUUAGAGGCAGGGAUGUUUGAUAGAGAGCUGGAAGCCUUCGGUUUUGAGAAGACUGAUGAUUUGAUUAAAAUAGUACCACCGGAUCUCUUUGCUGAACUGUGCCAGCAAAGUGUUCAGCACCUUCAAAGGCAGAGAUCCGGUGUAGACUGUCAGGCGAUUUUUCAGAGUUUUCAAGCAGCUGGUGUUCCAAUAAGUGAGGAUGAACUUAGAAAAAUCAUUAGAUGGAUAACCACGCUUUUUAGCACAGCAGCAAAGUAUAAAGUGACUUGUGAGGAGCUGCUGAGCCGGUUAAUCAGCAAACUACCAAAGCAGAUUCUGCAAGUCAUUCGACAUGUAUGGAAUGAAGAGGGAAAGCGCUUGUCUGAGCUUGAAAAGAGUAGAGAUCUGCUACCAUCUGGAGAGCUUGUAGACUUCCAGUGGAAAAUUGGAAUGGCUGUGAGUUCUGAUAGUUGUCGCUCCCUGAACCAUCCUUACGUCACCAUAGAGUUAAAAGUUGCAGAUUAUUCUGGCCAGAUUACAAGCAAGGUUUUCGAGUUGACUAUUCCAGAGUUUCAGAACUUCCACAAGCAAGUCAAAGAAAUGUCUUCUGUUCUUGAAACAGUAUGAACUUGACAGCAAGGCGGCAAACGGAGGUUCCUGCCUUUUCCAAUCCAGUUUGCUAUUUCUCUGCCGAAGUGCCUCGAUCCUAAAGAGAGCUAUUAUAUUCUUAUACUGGCAACUUUAGAUAGCAAUUUCUGAAUUCAUCAUAAACUGCAAAAACAAGUGUUGGACACUGGUUGGUUACCAGCUGUAAGCUCCACUGAUCUGAAGAAGCAGCAAAUAUUAAUAAUUUCUGUAGUAGCCUGUAUAUGUACAGAGAAAGAAAGCUGUGGUUUGGAUUGUCUUGAAACCGCUGAGCUAUAGGACAGCUAUGCGUGUCCCACUAUUCUCUGCAUCCUAACGGUGGGGAGUUGCUUGAAAUUAUUUCUUUAUUAACAAGUGUCUCAAUAAAUUCCUUUAACAGUGUACUCAAAUUAUAUUGUUAAGGUUAUUCUUUAACCGGUAUUAUAUUCUUAUGGUUUUAAAUGUACUUUACCAGCAAAACUCUUGUGGUAUCUGUACAUGGGUAAAUCGUGGGUGCCAUACCCAACUUGGUGCAUAGAACUAAAACACAUUUGGCUUUUAAAUCAACCAUUUUAAAAUACAUGCACAUGCAUGGCAAGCUGUGGUGUAUUUAUAAGGCAAGCAUACUGGGAGAAUCAAUUAAGCAUGUGUAGAUGCCUAAAGGUGGCCAUACAUGCACCAAUAUCAUACAAAAAAAGCGGUGCAUGUAUGGUGGGAGAUGAGGCGACCAAUAUUAGUAAAAGCCUAGGAUAUUGGUCGUCUCGUCUAUAAGGCAGGACUGAAAAUUUUGAUCGGCCGCCUUUGUUUUUACCUGUAUAUAUGACAAUUCAACUCUUAACGUUAGUAAAUGGAGGAACAAUCUCUUUAAGAUUAAUUCAACAGGUUGUUACAAGUAUUGUGAUUAUGUUUAACCCUAAGUUUAGUUGGGUACUGAUGUUUAAGUUAAUAAGGCUUGUGUGGUUAUAAACUCCUAUGAAAAGCCGUUUCUUUAAAAAAAAAAAAA